AUGCUGGAGAAUCAAAUUGCUCAACAAACAAGUUCUUCAAGCAAAGUUGCUGGUAAACUGACUAAUCAACCAGAAAUAAACCCAAGAGAGCACUAUAAGGCAGUUACAUUAAGGAGUAGAAGGAUUUUAGAACAGUCAAAGGAAGAACCAAUUGAGAAAACCUCUGAUAAAUCUGAAAACCAGGCGGAGGAGAAAAAGGAAGAAGCUAAGGAAAAGCAAGAGGAGGAAGUAAGGAAGCAAAAGAAGCUACCAGAACGAUAUCAGCCUCCUCUACCCUUUCUUCAGAGAUUCCGGAAAGCCAUAUUGGAUAAGCAGUUUGGGAAGUUUCUAGAAGUCUUGCAGAAACUUUAUAUAAACAUUCCUUUUACAGAAGCACUCUCUCAAAUGUCAUCCUAUGCCAAGUUCCUCAAAGACAUUUUAUCAAAGAAGAGAAGGCUGGAGGACUAUGAGACUGUUGCUCUUACAGAGGAAUGUGCAAGUGUGAGUCUGAUGCCUUUGUCAAUAUGUAAGAAGCUUGAUGUGAGGGAACUUAAGCCUACAACAAUUUUGUUACAACUGAAUGAUCGAUCUAUGAAAUACCAUGUGGGAAUUCUAGAAAACAUCCCUAUCAAGGUGGGAAAAUUCUUUAUCCUAGUUGACUUUGUUGUACUGGAAAUGGAGGAGGAUGUCCAGAUCCCCAUAAUCUUGGGAAGACCUUUUCUAGCAACCGCUGGAGCUAUCAUAGACGUCAAGAACGGGCUGCUAACUCUCAAGGUAGGAGAGGAAGAAGUGGAGUUCAACAUAUUCAAUGCAAUGAAGCACAAGCAUGAACCUAAUGAAUGCUUCAAGGUUGAUAUGAUUGAUAACCUCAUAGCAGAGAAAGAGAACAUAGAGAUUGCAACUUGUGUGCAAUCCUUGACAGCUAGUCCAUCCCCAUUAUUGGCUCAAGUUUUUGCUAUAGAAGAGUUGAAGGAAAAACAGCCCAAGGGCAAGCUCCAGGAAAACACCAAACAGGUAGAACUGAAACCUCUUUCCUCUAUCCUAAGGUACGCAUUCCUGGACUCAAAUUCUGAAUAUCCUGUGAUUAUCAAUGCCAGCCUAUCUUAG
Hevea brasiliensis (rubber tree) is the source of this 1086-nucleotide messenger RNA. RefSeq lists its product as uncharacterized. The record is from RefSeq and is a predicted model, not a curated record. Lineage: Eukaryota; Viridiplantae; Streptophyta; Magnoliopsida; Malpighiales; Euphorbiaceae. Bases 1 to 1086 code for a protein of 361 amino acids. The transcript has 3 exons.